Saprolegnia diclina VS20 is the source of this 1385-nucleotide messenger RNA. RefSeq lists its product as hypothetical. The record is from RefSeq and is a predicted model, not a curated record. Lineage: Eukaryota; Oomycota; Saprolegniomycetes; Saprolegniales; Saprolegniaceae. The coding region runs from base 51 to 1385 and encodes 444 amino acids. Gene Ontology annotation, molecular function: protein kinase activity. The transcript has 8 exons.
GACAGGCAGCGCGCAUCGAACCAGUUGCUCAGCAGCCCAGUGAGUGUAGCAUGGUCGGGACCCUCACGACGACGUGCGCCAACAAGACGGCGCCCGCCUGCGUCGUCUACGGUCCUGGCAACGAGACCGAUGUGACGUUCAGCAGCGGCUCCACCAGCCUCUACGUGAGCGUCGAGGUCCACGUCCUGCACGCGCUGCCGGCUGGCACCGCCACCUUGUAUCUCGAGGACAACUCGCUCGCGCUUAUCGAGCCAGCGUUCACUGCGCCUGCGCAGCUCACCGCCAUGAGUCUGCGCUACAACGCACUGGACAGCGCGCUCAACGUCGUCCAGUGGCCAGCGUCGCUCACCAACCUCGAUCUCACGGGCAACAACAUGCGGGUCGUCAACGGGUCGUUUACGCUGCCCGCCAUGCUCCGAUACUUAUCGCUCUCGACCAACAACCUCACGACCAUCGACGGCUGGCGCAUCCCGUCGACGCUGUUGAGCCUCGACCUCUCGUUCCACUACAUUGAGACGUUCAACGUCGAUGCAGCGUCGUUCGCGGCGCUACGCGACAUUCAAGUCUUCUCGACCGUGGCGAUUCGACCCACCUCCUGCGCCGGAACGCUGGAGACAUAUCAAGGCGCCCCAGACGCCCGGACGAAAGAGGUCCUCACCCACAAGAUUUGCGUUGUCGCCAGCACCACGACACCCGCCCCAACGGCCGUGAACAAAGGCACAACGGCACCGGCAACUGCGUCGCCAGCAUCGUCGGCGUCGUCGUCGGCCACGUACAUUGGCAUCGGUGUCGGUGUCGCCGUCGUUCUCGCGGUCCUCGCGUUUGUUUUGAUCCGGCGCCGGCGCCGACCACUCUCGACUACGGCCACACCGAGCACAACGGACCUGCGCGCGACCUUUCAACAGUAUCAAGAGUCCCAGCAGCGCGAGAUCACGUCAUCGAAAGGCUCGGACGGCACGUUUGCCUACAGCUACGACAUUCGGUCGGACCCAGAGCUGAACGGGUACCGGAUUCCCAAGCGCGAGUUGGCGCAAAAGCAGAUUUGUGGCAACGGCGGCUUUGCGAUCGUGUACAGAGCGCUCUUUCAAGACCAAGUCGUCGCCGUCAAGGAGCUCCAGGCCGUCCACACGCGCCACGCGACCCACGUCCAGGCCUUCAUGCACGAGAUCCAGCUGUUCUCGACGCUGCACCACGACAACAUUCCCAUGUCGGCGGUGCAGAUGGCGCUGCUCGUCUCGACCGGGAAGCUCACGCCGACCUUCCGCGACGACUGCCCGUCCGACAUCUUGGCGCUGGCCAAGGAAUGUCUUGCCAUGGACCCUGACGAUCGACCGACGGCGGCGCAGGUGUCCUACGCGCUGCGCAAGCUCCUUCGCGCCACCUAG